Molecule: messenger RNA, 2056 nt
Organism: Exaiptasia diaphana
Lineage: Eukaryota; Metazoa; Cnidaria; Anthozoa; Actiniaria; Aiptasiidae
Product: octopamine receptor beta-2R-like
Exons: 4
Coding region: 251-1339 (362 amino acids)
Biological process (GO): G protein-coupled receptor signaling pathway
Cellular component (GO): membrane
Molecular function (GO): G protein-coupled receptor activity
Source: RefSeq, a predicted model, not a curated record
AACCAUAAGACUUCAAAGUUAACGUGAAGAAGAAUACGAGAACUGCGCGGAAAGCAAGGCGAAAGAUUUAACGUCCACAUAUCUGAGAUUUCUAUUUCCCCAAGUUGUAUCAGAUUCAACUGAAGUCUUCAUUUAUCGGUCUUUAAGUCGCGAGUCUAUAGUCCAAGCCAAAAUAUCAAGCCUAUCGUUUGGCACAACAGCUGCUACCAAGGAACAGAUCUGAUCCUGACACGAAAAUAUCGAAACAGAAAUGAAUAUCAGCAAUUCAACCAACUUCACCACCUCAAAUACAAAGCGAAACCUCCCUUUGUAUUUUUAUCGAAGUCAAGCAACAGUCAUUGCGCAGGUCACAUCUCUCGCCAUAUUUGGUAUCAUCACAUUGCUAGGCAACCUGGCCUCCAUCAUCACCUUCGCUAAGACCCAGUCUCUUCGCAGGCGCUCAAACUACAUGAUUAUCAAUCUUUCUCUUGCUGAUUUAACAGUAUCCAUCGUUAUUUUCAUGGUGGCGUAUUUUUUCUCCCUCGAGCCGUUCACACAAUCGCUAUCUUUUGUUUACGCCUUAAACACUGUCGAUACAUUUACAGGUACAGCGUCUCUACUCGGUCUGACUGUUAUUUCAGUCGAGCGAUUUUAUGCUAUCGCGUUUCCUUUUAAACACAGGAUGCUGCGUUUUAAGAAUCUUCUCUGCAUGUGUCUUGCACCGUGGCUUUCYGCYGCAGUACUCGCUUUSACAUACAUCGGGUUAGAUUUUCCAGGAAYAGGCGAAAAACKAGAUCAUUACCAGAUUGCUCGUGUUUCUUUUCUCUGCUUGUCACUCACGAUCAUGAUUGUCUCGUAUCUCGGUAUUUGGAUGAAGAGUCGUCACGCUAACCCMAGUGCGCAAAAUCAGAAUCGCACAUUACGUGACAAAAAGCUGUCACUCACGCUCUUCAUCGUCACGCUCGCAUCAUUGUCAACAUGGCUUCCCUACCAAUUGUAUUUCAUUUCUGUGAUUUUUGGUAAGGUUUCACURCCUCAUUUUAAUUAUUUUUUCGCCAUGAAGUUUCUCCAGUACGUCAACUCGGCGAUAAAUUUCUUUAUCUAUAUUCUGCGCAUGCGUGAUUUUAGGRCAGGAUUUUUCGCYAUWUUCUGCGGUAGACGAGAGAAAAGUCGGCGAAACCAAUCCACCAGCUCGUCCAACAUGAGCAGAAUGACAUCUAUUCGAGAACUCACCUCGACAAGCAACUUAAGCCUUAAUUUCACCAAGCACAGAGCAUAUGUUGUCAAUAAUGAAGUCGUGGUGACCGAGGGAGAACUGGGAGCUAGUUCACUGCAAUUACAAGAUUUUAAAAUGAAAUGACAUAUAAUAGUUUCAUUGAAACACAAUGCUUGAGCUAGCUAUGAAAAAUAAGUGUGGUAGUUAUGAAGUAAUAGUUCUCUGAAAGGACCGUUGCCGAACGGUAUACAGUGAGGUCGUGCAUGGCUCAGAUUUCACCAUGGAUCAUAAAAAAACUGUCUUUUUUAUACAAGAUUUCGCAUUUUCAGAAAAUCGGCCAUAUAUUGAUAUGGAUUCAAAUAACUUUUAAAUUUCCGCAGUCGUUUCACCAUCCGUCGGUUUUAUGACCGCCAAUCUUACAAUUCACAAUUCUUUGACCAUAGAAAAGUUUUCACCUAUGUUAUAUACCAGGUAUUUUUACUUUCAAAACAGACAGACAAAGCUCGUAAGGAUGCCAGUUUUAAAAUGUGAAAUAAAGUUGAACGUGAGAGUCUUCCCGACGAAAAUGCAUUUCGAUAUUAAUUAUAAAUAACCUAUCUUAACUAGUCAAUGUUUCUUAAGCUGAAUACAUAAUCUUGUAUAUAUAAUUCCCUAAUGGAACAACUUUAUCUUUUUAUUUAACGAUUUAAGUGUUUGGUGUGAUUAAAAACCGUUGACUUUCGACUCGUUGAAGAAUGUGAUUUCGUAUGUGUUUGAUAUAUGAAAGCCCCGUCCAUGUGAACAUAAGAAUCUCUCUGCGAUUCUCAAAUACGAAAACUGUCCAUCUUUGAUGUUUUGAACCAAUAAGAAAGCACUUUUCAA